Messenger RNA from Drosophila guanche, 587 nucleotides. RefSeq lists its product as uncharacterized. NCBI's taxonomy places the organism in Eukaryota, Metazoa, Arthropoda, Insecta, Diptera, Drosophilidae. Bases 1 to 324 code for a protein of 107 amino acids. The transcript is spliced from 2 exons. The record is from RefSeq and is a predicted model, not a curated record.
AUGAGGCUGUGGCUGCUCGCUGUUAUCCUCUGCUGGCUCGUGGCUCAGACAGAGAACAAAACUCACUUUGGCUUGUUUGAUGGCUGCGUCAAGAAGAACUUUCACAUGCAUCAGAGCGUCUGCCCGGGUCCACCGCGCUUCUACUUUGCCUUCCAUCGCGUGCUCUUCGACUGCAUUAGGCACCGCACAAAGUGUCCACGCUACCACAAAUACAACGACUACGAAACACUAAAGGAGUGCCAAAAGGAUUGUGCCCAGCUGAUGGUUGUGCCAAAGCUUAGCAAUAAAACAGCGAGCGGGAAUGGCACGGGCAAGGGCAAAUAACACUUGCUGGCUCUUCCUCUAAGGUAUGCGUACUGCUCUUCAGAUUAUUUUAAUUUGUAGUCUCCUGAUGACAAAGAGACAUUGCAGACAGGCCAGAGAGACGUGGAAAUAGCUUUAAGCUGCAUACAAAUAUUUGAAUCAUUGGCACAGCAAAAUCUCUUCCAGGAUGGGCAGGAAAAAUAUAAUUAAAUACUUUUGUGCGGCAUAAAUCCAAGCAAUCGACUGUGCUGUUUGGGGUGCUCCUCAUUACCAAUUUUAUUGCA